This is a messenger RNA of Arabidopsis arenosa, 1374 nucleotides long. The record is from the annotation of a GenBank genome assembly. NCBI's taxonomy places the organism in Eukaryota, Viridiplantae, Streptophyta, Magnoliopsida, Brassicales, Brassicaceae.
AACCCAUCUGGACAUUAAUGUCACAUUUCUGAAAUCUCUCAACUUCAUCAUCAAGUGGGUUCCUAUGAGAGUGACGACUCUUUGAUUGCUUCGCCACAUCUUUUAUUUUCCCUCACUUUGAUUAUUAUUAUCCUUCUAAGUCAUUUCUCUAUCCAUCCAUAUAGAUAAAAAAGCUUCGAAGAUCUUUGUGUUAUUUAUUUUUAAAGAAUGAGAUCUAGUGUUGAAGAUAACAAAGGAUGGAUAGGACCAGCAACACCGGAGAUAUCGAACGGUUUUGAGUUUCAGAAAGGUUCUAACCGGACACCAAACCAUCACCGGUCUACUAUGGGGAAGCCUGCACCGUCAAAAUGGGACGAUGCUCAGAAAUGGCUUUCUGGUGUAGGGUUUGCUCGUGGAGGUGGUGGAGGUGGUGAGAAGAGUAGUCAUCACUCUAGAAGUAAUAAGCCGAGAAACUCUAACGCGGAUGAUCUUAGACUUAUAGCUUCAGCUUCACAAAGAGAACGUGAAGGAGAAGAUCAGUAUGUUGAGUAUGAUGAUGAAGAGAUGGCUGCGGGAAGGCCGGAGGUUGAGACGAAGAAUGUUGAUUGUGGUGAAUCGGUUUGGAGGAAAGAUAGUAGUAUUAAUCCAACGGCUGUGAUUAGAUCGGUUUGUGUGAGAGAUAUGGGGACUGAGAUGACUCCUAUUGGUAGUCAAGAGCCUUCUAGAACAGCUACACCGGUGCGAGCUACUACACCGGUUGGGAGAAGUCCUGUGACUUCACCGGUGAGGGCUUCGCAACGCGGUGAGGCGGUGGGGAUUGUGACGGAGACUGUGAUGGAGGUUAGGAGGGUAGAGAGUAAUAAUAAUGAGAAUGUUAAUGGUUUUGGGGAGAGUAAGAAGGCGAUGAGUGCGAUGGAAGCUCGAGCUAUGGCUUGGGAUGAAGCAGAACGUGCUAAAUUCAUGGCUAGGUAUAAGAGAGAGGAAGUGAAGAUACAAGCGUGGGAGAAUCAUGAGAAGAGAAAGGCAGAGAUGGAGAUGAAGAAAAUGGAGGUGAAGGCGGAGAGGAUGAAAGCAAGGGCAGAGGAGAAGCUGGCCAACAAGCUAGCGGCGACGAAAAGGAUAGCGGAAGAGAGGAGGGCAAACGCGGAGGCGAAGCUAAACGAAAAGGCGGUGAAGACAUCGGAGAAAGCCGAUUAUAUAAGGAGAAGUGGUCACUUGCCUUCUUCUUUUUCUUUCUCAUUUAAGCUUCCCUCUCGCUGUUGGUGUCAAUAAUCGUUUAUUCUCAUUAUUUUCUUUAGAAUGUAAUCGUAUGGAUUUAGUGAUAUUCAAUAACUAACGCAAAACAAAAGAUUCAAUGGUUUUGUUUGGGGAAGUAGAUAAAAGAAAUUGAGCCAG